Molecule: messenger RNA, 1891 nt
Organism: Onychostoma macrolepis
Lineage: Eukaryota; Metazoa; Chordata; Actinopteri; Cypriniformes; Cyprinidae
Exons: 5
Coding region: 575-1201 (208 amino acids)
Source: RefSeq, a predicted model, not a curated record
UGGCCACCGCCAUGCACUGUAGAAACCUAUUGCGAUGACUGUACAGAGCGACAGAAGCUGAAUGUUUCUAGCAGAAAAUAACGCGUUUGUCAGUAUCGCUAUUAUAGUGAUAUUGAAUCAAUUUCCGAGGACGUACGCAGAGUUGUUUGCUACAUAUUUUUCUUGAAUGUCUAGUCAGUGGUACAAACAAUGGCUUCAAAUGCUGCUGUGUAACUUGUGGUUUUGGUUGACACCUGUGGUUUAAGUGUUGUUGCGGAGGAACACACUGCGCGACAGAUUUUAGUCUGAAGUGUGCCAAUGAUACCUAGCUAUCUAUUGGUCCACUGAAAUUAUCCAGCAAGGAAAAUCGCCACCUCUGAAAAUGCAAAAGUGAAAGAAAGAAUGAUUGAUAAGUUGUUCUCACCUGACAAUUUAUUCAUAUCAAAUCAAGAGGGAUUCAGAGGUUAUUUUACACUACCCAGUUACAACCAAUCUGGUCUCCCCUACAUUUAUUGAUGAAGUCCUCAAGACUGCAAGCUCAAAGACUUUUAAGUAAAUUUUAUUUUUAAUUUACUCCACUGAUAACCGCUCUUAGAUGGAGGAGGCGUAUGCAGCACUGUACCAGGAGUUUGUCCGUCUCCAGUCACUCUGCUUAAAACAAGCAGCAAUAAUACAACAUCUCUCUGACACAAUACAACGACAACAAGGUUUGGCCACGGCUCCAACUAGGAACUUUGAAAAGCCGUAUCAGUGCCCAGAGGAAAAGUCAGGACACCGACCCCAUCCUGCAGAACGCCAUGAGCAAGAACCUCUAAGAGAAUUCAAUGCACCACGCAUACUGGGCUCUCAAACUGGUAAUGAUCUUCGUCAUAUUGAUAGAGGACUAGACAAACUGUGUCUUAACCUGGACAUGCCAGAUCAGAAACAGGAUAACCAUGAUAAAACAGUUUUACACGAUCCACUAAAGACGGCAGAAAACAGUGCCUGGGAUGACCUGAGGAGAGUUGAGCAACAUUAUAAUGCAAACCAGACUUCACAAAGACUGCGGAGGCCCUGGUCAUCCUCGUUUCUGGACAGUGAGUUGAUCAGUCAAGCCGGAGGGUUGUUCAUGUCUGGAGUCACGCUGCAGUCGCAGGUGUGUGAGUUCUGUCACGCUGUGUUUCCUGGACACACAAGCACCCGCGGAGAGUUUCUGCGUCACCUUACUACACACAUGACCUGAAGGAAAGCAGUGCUGGGAAUCAAAUUCACCAAAAAAUGAAGAUGAGAUGAUAAGCGAACACACCGAUAAUGUCAGUAAUGGACUAUCAUAUGUUUGAUUUUGAAACUAUUGGAGGUUUGGUCAGUGAUGAUUUUUUUAAUUAAAUUGUAAAGCACACAAAGUUGUAGUGCAAGUACUUAAUAUGAUAAAGUGAGAAGAACAACAAAAAAUGUUAUGCAUGCACAUGUAUUUGUUGUUUCAUUUUAUCACGUUAUGAUUCAUUGCCUAGUUUGAUCUUGUAAUUAUUUGGUUCCAUCACAAAAAGUGUCUGUUUUGUACCAGUAGAAAUUAUAUGAAUAUAACAUUAUUUUUAGAAUGAUUUACUGUUUUUACCCAAAUGCUGAAUUCUCAUUACCAUAAAGCACAAGAUAUGAGUAUAGUGCUGUCUAGCAAUUAAAUAGUAAAUACACUAGAAAAUGUUACAGUAUAGAAAAUCAAUGGAUCAUACCAACUGGUAGCAUGAAUGCUGUAAAACCUCAUUAGUUUAUAAGUGAUUAUGUUUAAAUGAACACCAGUGCUAUAAUAAUCGGCUGUUCGAUUGCUUCAGUCUGUUGUGCUGCUGAGAGGUUUGUGUUUGUAGCUUCGUGUACCUUCGCGUUUUAUUGAAUCUCUACCUUACUUUCACUCCCUUUUGUCUAAAGUGAUAAUAUA